AUGUUCGCUGACAACAACAAGCUUCGAAACGAUAGCUACGGCUAUCCAGGUGCUCCCGGAGAUGGCCUGCUGUCACUUGUGAACUGCCCUUUCCCUGCUUUCGAAAUUACAUUCUCUUCUUCUUCCGUUUCUUCGACACCGCCACUUUCCUUUGAGAAUCCCUUUGAUGAUAUAAGCAUGGAGCCUUUGCCGCUCAGAUCUCACAACCAAAGGCCAAGUGAGGACUGCCUUUCGUCUUCCACCAUGAAUCCGAACGUACCGACAGCCGAAGCCAACCUGUUGUGCGAGAGUCUGAUUGACAUGCUGCACCCCCUGAUGAUGGAUCUUGUUGGAUCCAAAAGAAGCUCCGAAGAUCUCGUCUCCAACAUAGUGCAAGGCCCAUGCAAGCGCCAACGGACCAGCCAUGUGCAAGAUUUUCCUGGCGAAGAAAGCACAGCUCGCUUUCGCCCAUAUCAAGAGAAACAAUGGCAAGCUCAGUUCCGAAAGCUGGUCCAGUUCAAGCUUGUGAAUGGACACUGCUGUGUUCCUCAUUCCUACUCAUCGGAUCCUAUCCUUGCUCGAUGGGUCAAGAGACAGCGAUAUCAAUACAAGAAGUUUCGCGACUGCGACCCCACCUCCACCAUGACGACCCGCCGCAUUCAGGAGCUUGAAUCCAUCGGAUUUGUAUGGCACUCUCAUGCAUCAGCAUGGCAGGAGAAGGUGAACGAUCUCAUGGCCUUCAAACAAAGAACAGGUCAUUGCAACGUCCCCUCGCAUUAUGCAGAGAAUGCUGCACUGUCCACAUGGGUGAAGUGUCAACGUCGCCAAUACAAACUUUACGUCUCGGGGUCUACAUCUUCGACCAUGACUUUGGAACGAUUCCAACUGUUGAAAUCUUUGGGUUUUGUCUUCGACAUCCAAAAAGCCAGAAAGUUUGCGAAUGCUGGUACCUAUUGA
Messenger RNA from Cylindrotheca closterium, 936 nucleotides. The record is from the annotation of a GenBank genome assembly. Lineage: Eukaryota; Bacillariophyta; Bacillariophyceae; Bacillariales; Bacillariaceae.